AUGAAUACAGAACAUCUUGAGAAUGUGCAAUCGGAAACUAUACCUAUAACUAAUGGAGAAAGUGUAUCAAAACGAGCAAAUCGUAAAUUGGAUCAGUAUUUAAAGCGUAAAGAAGCAAGACGUGUAACAAGGAAAGCGUGUAAAGAACGUCGUAAACUUCGACAACAACAGCAGCAGCAACAACAACAUCAACAAUCAUCUUGUGUUGUUGUUCAUGAUGUGAAUAAUGAUACUUGUAUAUCGACAGAAAAUAACCUUUCAAUUCCAAAUGAUACUUUUACUUCACACAAAAUUCAACGUUUAAAAAUGUCAGAAUCAUUGUGUCAAACUAAAGUUGUCAUUGAUUGUGCAUAUGAUCAUUUGAUGUCAUUCAAAGACAUUUGUAAAUUGGCUAGUCAAGUUGCUAAUUGUUAUUCUAUCAAUAGACGUGCCAAACAUCCAGUUCAACUUUAUAUCACCGGUUUAGGUUCCAAUAACACCACAGAGAAUAACGUCAACAAUAAAGAUAAUUUGUUAGCUGUAAAUAAAGGUAUAUCUACCCGCGUAUAUGAUAGAUUAAAGUUAAGCAACUGUGACAGUUGGGAUGUGAAUCUAUGUGAGGAUGAUUUUACUAAACUAUUUUCAGCUGAUAAAAUUGUUUAUUUAUGCGCUGAAUCAGAAUAUCUUCUACCAGAACAUUUUAAUACCAAGUACCAAACUAAUGAGACUAAUCAAUGUACUCAAGAUGAUAUUUAUGUUAUUGGUGGUUUAAUUGAUCAUAAUAGAUUAAAAGGAUAUUGUUAUCAACAAGCCAUUGAACGUGGUUAUAGAACAGCUAGAUUACCAUUAAAAGAAAUUAAUUUACAUAUUGAAGGUCGAUUUGUAUUAUCUACUUUACAUGUAUUUCAAGCAUUAUGUCCUGUAUUAUCCGGUACAAAAACUUGGUUAGAUGGUUUAAAACAAGCAAUACCACCAAGAAAGUUAUUGGUUUGUAUAUAAUUCAAUUGAUUAUGUUUUGAUUUAUUAGAUAUAUUCUCCACUUCAAAUAAUGUUCCCGUUAUUUCUUUUUUUCUCUCUCAAAUAUUUGAAAUGAGAUAGUUACACUAACUGAAUAAAAGCUUCAUCUGAUUUAAUGUUAAUACCGAAAUCUACAAUCAGUCAGUCAUCUACAACGUAGGACCAGGCUCAUAUGUGCAUAGAUCAAAGUUGCCAUACCU
Messenger RNA from Schistosoma bovis, 1196 nucleotides. The record is from the annotation of a GenBank genome assembly. Lineage: Eukaryota; Metazoa; Platyhelminthes; Trematoda; Strigeidida; Schistosomatidae.